UUUUUAUUGUUUUUAUAACAAGUAAUAUUAUGAAAUGUUUAUUAAAAUUAUUUUGACACCAAGUAUGUUUAUCGAACCAAAAGCAAGGUACGAUUCUACUUCGAUAAAAAUUUAAAUCCAUGUGUAAAUUGCGUUUAAAUAUUCUCAGUUCGUCGCGCCUCUCAUAAUGCGCGGAAGUGUUAUUAUAUACAGCUGCCCAUAUAAAAAUCGUUGGAAUUACGCAAGGUGAAAACGUUUGCCUUUGCAUAGGGGAAUUAUUAAACGCGAAUUUAACUCGGCUGUUUUGUUUUUUUUUUUGCGCGUUGCGACGAUAAAGAAAGAGAAAAAAAAAAAAGAUACUCGAUGCUAAAUCACACGUCAUGUCGUUCUUCAUAUAUAUCUUUAAAUCCACUUUCGAAAAUUUUGCCGAACUUGUUGCGGUAGUACACAACACACAGCGUGAAACUUGCAAUCACACACGCGUCGUUAAAAUUUACAACAAUGUUUUUCAAGACAUAAUUUUAUAUUUUCGUUUUUAAUACAUAAGCAUUUAUUGCGUCUAUGUAAUUUAAAAAAAAAAAAAAAACAUACCUACUCGUUUUCGCACAUGGAUGACUUGAUGAAAGGUGUGCGUGUAUUAAUUACGCACCGUUAGCGCGUUUAUUACAGCGCGAUAUAUGAGUUUACCGUAUAUAUCGUCGCAUUAUUAUUUCGAUAUAACGCCGUUUAUAUCGAGAAAUAAUAACCGCGUGUGUGAUCGAGCGUGUGAAACUUUAAUAUAAUACUCCGUCCGACGCUUCGGCGUCCCAGGCACAAAACUUUCUUCUUCCUCGUCGACGCGGAUAUUUAACAGUCCAUAAAUCGAGAGCGAAAUUUUCGUCGUCGUAUCACGUAUCCUGCUAUUUCGAACGCGGCUUGUGUUUUAAUGAAGAAAUACGAUGGCCCACCCCUGUCGUACCUAUAUAAAUACGUCUGUUCUUUACUCGACUGAACGUCAGUCUUGAAUGUCUUGUUCGCGAUACGUUUAUCGAUCUAUAAAGACACAAAUUGGGCACAAACAAUGGCUGUCAAUAAGUCAACAAUCGUCUUAGCUGCGUUAAUGCUCGCGACGUACGAGGGUGCGGCUGUUCCAUUGUUGGCUUUACCAUCUCUACCAGCUAUUCCACCUGCUCCGGCUAUUCCAGCUAUCCCAGCUAUUCCAGCUGUUCCAUCUAUUCCGGCAGUCCCAGGAGUUCCCGCUGUUCCAGCUGUCCCAGUUGUGCGAACUCUUCCAAUUAACAAGCUCGACACGAGUUACGAUCCCCAUCCUCAGUACACUUACGCCUACGACGUUCAAGAUACGCUGACGGGCGACGCUAAGAGCCAGUACGAGAGCAGAAACGGCGAUGUUGUCAGCGGUAGUUACAGCCUUAUCGAGGCCGACGGUACCAGACGAAUCGUCGAAUACACCGCCGAUCCGGUUAACGGGUUCAACGCCGUCGUGCGACGAGAACCCUUGGCGGUGGUCAAACCUGUUAUCAAGGUCGCCCCGCCACCGCUCAUUUAACAACCUUGAACACUCUAGUUUUUAAAUGAUAUUUUUUUGAAGAAACAACUAGUCAUAUUUUUGUACAUACAUAUAUCGUGUCACAAUACUUGUUGUGGAAAUGAAUGUUGUCAGCGUGCUGUCUUUUAUUAAAGAUUGAUUUUUACACAUUGUCAUAAUA
Molecule: messenger RNA, 1685 nt
Organism: Pseudomyrmex gracilis
Lineage: Eukaryota; Metazoa; Arthropoda; Insecta; Hymenoptera; Formicidae
Product: larval cuticle protein A2B-like
Exons: 2
Coding region: 1040-1525 (161 amino acids)
Cellular component (GO): extracellular matrix
Source: RefSeq, a predicted model, not a curated record